GGAAGCAGGGACACGUGUCAUGCGGAAAUGGAGUUGAUCCAUCCCAAGACUGGGCCUCUAUGCAUGGUAUGGUAUAACUUCAUGGAUUAGAGAUCCUCCUUCCUGCAUGUUCCGACAGAAAACGGCUGGGAGAUUUUCGUAGUGAAGGAACAAGUUGGAGAUCUUCUCUCUGCUGAUUGUUCCUUCUUCUUUCCCGAUCGAAAUCGUGGUGAUAUCGUUAUGUCGUCGAAUUUGCCAGAAUCCGAUUCUCGGAGCGGGUCAUCGGAUCCUGAACCUGCAUUGGAAGCUGCGACCACUGAUUCAGAUCCCAACCUCCCUGAUCGUAAGGAAACGGAGGUGCAGCCGCGUGAGGCAGAGACACCAGGGAAAGUACUAACAGAUGAUGCGCCAGAUCCUAAUGAAAUUGGUGUAAAACCAAGCGUCGCAGAAAAGUCGGGAGAAGUGCAAUCAAUUGAUCCAGAGGCGGUGGAUUCUGUACAGGAGGACGUCGUGUCGAUUGCAUUCAGUGGUGUGAACUCAGAAGCAGUGCAGUCGAAUGUGGACGCAGUGCUCGGGCCGAAGCUAGGAGAAUUGGAGGGGAAUCAGGCGAUUAGAGAAAUAGCUAAUGAAUUGAAGAAUGGCGAUUUCGACGGUAAAGACGGGAGAGAAGCUUCCGAUACUCCUCAGAGAGAAUCAAGCUCAGAAGAGCAAAUUGCGGAGAGUGAUACUGCUAUGGAGUUGAUUAAAAGUGUCACUUGUCUUGAUGAGGAAGGUAGAUCUCGGCAGAGGAUUCUUACCUUUGCUGCCAAGAGAUAUGCAGCUGCUCUAGAGAAAAAUCCAGAGGACUAUGAUGCAUUGUACAAUUGGGCUCUUGUCCUUCAGGAAAGUGCUGAUAAUGUUAGUCCAGAUUCUAGUUCUCCUUCCAAGGAUGCUUUACUUGAAGAGGCAUGUAGAAAGUAUGAGGAGGCUACCCAUUUUUGCCCUACACUUAAUGAUGCUUUUUAUAAUUGGGCUAUAGCAAUCUCUGACCGGGCAAAAUUGCGCGGCCGUACAAAGGAGGCAGAGGAACUCUGGAAACAGGCAACAAAGAAUUAUGAAACGGCUGUCCAGCUCAAUUGGAACAGUCCUCAGGCGCUUAACAAUUGGGGGCUUGCAUUGCAGGAACUCAGCUCAAUUGUUCCUGCUCGAAACAAGCAGACAAUUGUCAAAAAUGCCAUCAACAAGUUUCGUGCUGCAAUACGGUUGCAGUUUGAUUUCCAUAGGGCAAUCUACAAUCUUGGAACUGUAUUGUAUGGACUAGCGGAGGACAUAUCAAGAACUCGAGGACACAGGCACACGAAGGACAUCUAUCCUAAUGAGUUAUACAGCCAAUCUGCGAUAUACAUUGCAGCGGCACAUGCAUUAAAGCCCACUUACUCCCAGGUUUACACUAGUGCUUUAAAGCUAGUCCGCUCUAUGUUGCCUCUACCGUAUUUGAAGGCUGGAUAUCUUGCAGCACCGCCGGUGGAAAAUCCAAUUGCUCCUCACAGCAAAUGGAGACGCACUCGAUUUGUUCUAAAUCAUGAAAGCCUUAAAGAGAGUAACAAGAAAGUUGCAUCGAAUCUUCCAUCACAAUCAGGAGAUGGGAUCGAACAAUCUUCCAUAAGAGUUAAAAUACAAGAUAUUGUUUCUGUAUCAGCAUGUGGUGAUCUUACAUUGCCAAAAGGCGCAGGCCUGUGCAUCGACACAGUCCAUGAGCCCGUUUUCUUGGUUGCCGAGUCAUGGGAUUCUUUGGAUGGAUGGCUUGAUGCGAUUCGACUGGUCUACACCAUUUUCGCCCGCGGUAAGAGCAAUGUCUUGGCUAGCAUUAUAACUGCCUAAUUUUUGUAGCUGUAGAUCAUAUGAGAGAAAUUUUUUGUUUUUGAUCUUGUUUUCUUGAAGUAGCUUGUGGAUCAAUAACAAGUUCUCAUCCUGUUCUUGUAGACUGAUUUUAUUUAUUUCAUUUGGAAACUAUCACUAUU
Messenger RNA from Andrographis paniculata, 1979 nucleotides. Its product is annotated as protein HLB1. The transcript has 14 exons. Lineage: Eukaryota; Viridiplantae; Streptophyta; Magnoliopsida; Lamiales; Acanthaceae. Gene Ontology annotation, molecular function: protein binding. Bases 220 to 1839 code for a protein of 539 amino acids. The record is from RefSeq and is a predicted model, not a curated record.